AUGGAAAUGCAAUGCGCUCUUCCAACUCGCGCCACCCGCGGCAUUCCAUCUUUCUCUCGCCUGAUGGGAUAUAGCCUUAUUAAUCACCCUACCACAUAUAAACUCAUUGUAUUAUAAUAUCAUAAUCUCCUCGUUACUUUAUAAUUCAUUAGUUUAGCUUAGCUGGGAUGGCUACCAAUUCUCAUGUGUCCCGAUGUAUAUUUUUUGACUCGUGUUUAGAAUUGAGACAUUUGAUCACUGAAUUUUAUUAAGGCAUUCCUCAAUUGAUAACGGAUGUGACGGGAAGAAAAAAAAGAAAGAAAAUAGACCAAACACACACCCCACGCGCUACAACGACAUAUUAUAGCACUUGGAAGCCAGCCAACAAUUUACUAAUCGCGCCAAAUAUCACUCGAAUUAACCGUCUUCUCUGCAAUUAUAUUAGGUAUUAUACCAAGCCUACGUACGCGACGAGAGCCCACCAUUGCGCCUAGGCAACAGACCAAUUUGGUCCCUAUUCUUAGGUGACCGCGGUCGUGACGAUAGAUAAUGGAAUAUGUCGACCUCUUCACCGGCCACCGAGGUCGCGCGCUCUCACCAAGACGAUCUCACCGCUACCCGUGUUAAUACAAAAUCGAACCACAAUGGAUUGGACUCGCUCCAUGAUCUGGGCCGAUCGCCCACUACCUCUGAUGAUCCGAGUACUAGCACAUUGCUUAAAGGUUCCGGGAAGAGAGGUGUCAAUAAACUUACCCGGAAGGAAACAGGGGGGAAGGAUGUAAAAGAUAAAAAGGACGCGGAUGCCGGGGCCCGGGCCGGGCCGCAACCUAUACCCUCACCCUCACCAGCACUCGAUCCAUUAUCUCACCAUAUAUUUGCAAGGACCAAUACCGAACGCUCCAUUGCCUCCAGGUUUCGCAACCCCGGGCGGCCUGAUAGUCCCGCAAAUGAAACGAUGCCUCGUCUUUCGUCCGAGGUAUCUACCAAACAAGUGACCCCUCAACUCGACCACGUUAAGGAUAAAAGGAAGGGGGGUUUCCUUAGCCGUCUUAGCAUGAUUGGUGGCAAGAAGAAAGGCGAUAGUAUCCACGAUGAUGAAUCCGAAAUUAGCGAACUAAGGACCGAAGGCGCGAAUGCCAUUGCUUUCUCUUCUGCCGUUGGCGCUGGUGGUUAUAUCCCUCACCACAAAGAGCCGCCGCGUUAUAUUAGGGUUAGAGUACAGAAUAAGAAAGUCAAAGAAUUUAACCGCAUGUUUUUGGCGCAGGAGCUUGUAGGAACGCAAAAGCCAAUGGAGGACAGUCAGACGGACACCGGCAACGAAGCCGCAGCAGUACAAGAGCCUAUCAAGGACGAACCGGAACCAGGAGGGCCAAUCUGGGCUGUCGAGUUUAGCAAGGAUGGAAGAUACCUAGCCACCGGAGGUCGAGACCGGGUUGUACGUAUAUGGGCGGUUAUCGCAACACAAGAAGAAAGGAAAGUGAGCGAGGAGGAAGAAAACGCCACCAGCGAAAAAGAAGAGCGUCUUAGUGCCCCAGUCUUCCACGCGAAACCGAUCCGGGAAUUUGUUGGUCACGCGGGCGACAUUCUCGAUCUCAGCUGGAGCAAGAAUAACUUUCUCCUAUCUUCAUCCAUGGACAAGACUGUUCGUCUAUGGCAUAUAAGUAGACAGGAAUGCUUGUGCACAUUCAAACACAAGGAUUUCGUUACGUCUAUAGCCUUCCAUCCUCGUGACGACAGAUUCUUCUUAGCGGGCUCUCUUGACUCUUACCUGCGGUUGUGGAGUAUUCCAGAUAAAGCCGUUGCGUAUUCGAGUCAGCUCUCUGAUUUCAUUACAGCCGUUGCUUUUUCUCCCGAUGGGAUUACCGCGAUAGCGGGAUGUUCGAACGGGUUUUGCUUGUUUUAUGAGACCGAAGGUUUAAAAUACCAUACACAGAUCCAUGUGCGGUCAUCUCGAGGCAAAAAUGCAAAAGGAAGCAAGAUCACAGGUAUUGAGACGAUGGCAUUUCCCCCGGAUGCCCCAGAUGGCGUAGUGAAAGUUCUUAUCACAUCAAACGAUUCUCGGAUCAGGAUCUACAAUAUGAGAGACAAGCAUCUCGAUUUGAAACUUAAGGGUCAUGAAAAUGCAUGUAACCAAAUCAGGGCCACGUUUAGCGACGAGGGCAGUUACAUCAUAUGCGGAAGUGAAGAUAAGAGGGCGUUCAUGUGGUCUACCAGCCUAAAGCUUGCCGAGAAUAACGAGAAGAGACCUUGCGAAUACUUCGAGGCUCAUUCUGACAUCGUUACUGGAGCCAUUUUUGCUCCAACCGCAACGCGACAAUUACUACAGUCCUCUGGUGAUCCCAUAUUUACGCUAUGUAAUCCCCCUCCAGUAACACUUCUCAGUAAAGAGGAAUCGGCUGUCACUCGGACGGCAGAAUCCCAAGAUACACAGUCCGAAAGCUCAGCCAAAAUCAAAAAGCCCGAAGAGUCGCCAGUAUAUAUUGCACGGUCCGCUCACUACGAUGGUAAUAUUGUCAUAACCACCGACCAUGCAGGUUUAAUCAAGGUAUUUCGCCAGGAUUGCGCAUUUGUUAAGCGCCGCCACGAUAAUUGGGAGACUGGUUCGACCUUCUCUAGGAAACUUGGAAGAGACGGUUUACUAGGACGAAGUGGCAGUAUAGCCACGCGAAUCAGCGCUAGCAGCCGAGAUCCUCAUUCUCGUCGAAGCUCACUCACCCAGCCACUUCAGGGCAUAUUCCAGGCCAACUCUGAUCGAAUUAAUACAUGGAGACAUGGUGUCGAAGGACAUCCCGGCAGACCAAUCUCGGUAACCAUUUCAACUCCUGCGCGCAGCGAACGGUCUUUAUCACCGAGUAAGACAUCCCGUACCCCUAUAAACCUUACACCAAAUACAAGAAGACACCAUUAUGCCAGUAUGUCGGUUCCUAGUGUACCAGCAAGCCCGUCCCCCGGUAAACCGAUAAAUGGGAUCAAUAAUCGUUCAGGUCUACGAGAUUCACUAAUCCCACCAACACCGAGCUUCUCUCUUCGGCCACUGGAUGGGGAAGAAGACCAGUUAGAAUUGGACCCUUCCGGGGCAAGCCAUUCGUUUUGGAACCUUAAUAGAUGGCGAAAUAGUACCCAAGCGCGAGGCAAUGGGAAUCAUGGCCUCGCCCCUGAUUCGGCGCAUAACCGUUCCGCAAGUACUGGCCUAGCUUCUGACAUAGUAAUAGGGAAGGAUACUCGACGAAAGAGCACAGCAGUCGACGCCGAAGAUGCUAAUAAAAACGACUCCUCGGACAAAACUAAUCGCCGCAAGAGCUUACCGGCCGAGGCGGUAUUAUCCCGGGCGCAGGAACGUGACAAUCUCGAGCCUCUCAAGCCUACCACCAGUCGACCCGACUCUUAUGUCAGCCAAUUGAGCUCGGAGCUGACUAGCGAAGACGGCGAGGAUAUGCAAUGUCGAGCGUGCGGCAGCCGAGAGUUUCGGAUGAAGAAAAUCGGAGGAAAGAAGAAGCUUCUAUGUGGGAAAUGUGGCCGGCGGUCUGAUUAACCUGUCGUCUGCCAUCUCAGUGAUUUAUGUUUCGUUUAUUUUUUAUUUUUAUCUUUCCCCUUUAUUCCUACUCUAGUCCUAUUCUUACUACAGCGAGACGAUGAUUGUAUAGAUAGUUGUGUGUGUAUGUGUGUGAGCGGAAGGAUUAUACGGCCUGUACGAAGAAAGGAUUUUGAAAUGAUUGGUCAAUUGGUUAGAUAUACGCAUGGCGAUGGAUGUUGUUUCUGGGAUAUUUAUUUUUUUAGGAGUUGUAAGAGAAAUAUGGCUUUGGGUAUUGGUAUUGAUAUAGAUACCACGAUCGGUUUUGAUUGAUACACUGACUGCUCUUUGAUAUGUAUACCCAUAUCUUGAAUCUUCAACUAAGAAAUACCCUACGCUUUUAAGGAUGAUAAUAUAUUUAUUUCCAAUUUUUUUUAUGUUUUCAUACCGUUACGAGCUUGAGUCUGAUGUGUGAUGGGUAUGGUUGUUCCCGAUCUCCUACGUCGGCAAUCUGAGGCUGAGCUGAGAUGAUAUAUAUAUAUAUAAAAAGCGAGAUAGUCAUUCCAAGAUUUUCUUCCCUUUUUCAUAUCACGGCCUUAUUAUAUG
Daldinia caldariorum is the source of this 4096-nucleotide messenger RNA. Its product is annotated as WD40 repeat-like protein. The record is from RefSeq and is a predicted model, not a curated record. The coding region runs from base 536 to 3511 and encodes 991 amino acids. Gene Ontology annotation, molecular function: protein binding. Lineage: Eukaryota; Fungi; Ascomycota; Sordariomycetes; Xylariales; Hypoxylaceae. The transcript is spliced from 4 exons.